AUGCUUGAAGCAGUGAGCGUGCUUGACCCAGCCAUGAAGAAUGUGGUUCAUUUCUUUGAGCAGUUUCAACACAAAGGACAUACCUGUCUAGUGUUUGAAAUGCUGGACAGGAGUCUUUUACAACUGCUCAGCGAACAGCAAGGGACGCCACUCUCUCUCCAUGAGAUACGGCCAAUAACCCACCAGUUGCUGAUGGCCUUGGAUGCUCUGAAGGGCAUUGGUGUGGUUCACUCAGACCUGAAGCCAGACAAUAUAAUGCUGGCAAACCAUCUGAGUGAGCCCUUCAGAAUAAAACUAAUAGAUUUUGGCGUGUCGUUCAGUGUCCGAGAAGAGGUAUUUGGGAAGACAAUUCAGCCUCUGGGUUACAGGGCACCUGAAGUCACCCUGGGCCUCCUUCUCCGAGAGGCCAUAGACGCUUGGAGUCUAGGCUGUGUGCUCGGACUGCAGUACCAGUCAAUGAGGGGCAUUGUAGACGUCCUGGGCCAGCCAGCUGACCACCUUCUCUGUGCUGGGAAAUGCACACAAAAUUUUUUCAAGGUGGAAAAGCACUUGGACAGCCCAAGAUGGUGGAUGAAGACCCCAAGGGAAUACCAGCUUGACACUGGAAUUGAGCCGAAAACAUGGGACACAACAAUCAGAAGUCUGGAUGACCUGAUAACACACAACCCAGACACACGGGAAUCCAUUGAGCUGGAGGAUCAGAGAGCCUUUGUCAGCCUGCUGACAUGCCUUCUAGAUACAGACCCAGAGAAGAGAAUCACUCCGGGGAAGGCUCUCGAUCACCCCUUUGUAACAAUGGUCCAUCUGGAAGAUGAAAUAGACACCAGCUUUUAUGUUGAAGAUUCUUUAGAAAAUGAGGAUCUUACCAAUGGACAACAUGGACCUAUUUCUUGA
This is a messenger RNA of Xiphias gladius (swordfish), 894 nucleotides long. Its product is annotated as homeodomain-interacting protein kinase 1-like. Gene Ontology annotation, biological process: smoothened signaling pathway; intrinsic apoptotic signaling pathway in response to DNA damage by p53 class mediator; peptidyl-threonine phosphorylation. The record is from RefSeq and is a predicted model, not a curated record. Gene Ontology annotation, molecular function: transcription coactivator activity; transcription corepressor activity; ATP binding. Bases 1 to 894 code for a protein of 297 amino acids. NCBI's taxonomy places the organism in Eukaryota, Metazoa, Chordata, Actinopteri, Istiophoriformes, Xiphiidae. The transcript has 8 exons. Gene Ontology annotation, cellular component: nucleus; PML body; cytoplasm.